AUUGAAGUUUGCCGAAGAUGGCCGAGUUGUUACCAUUGGCUUUAUUUGAUUUCAUAUCGAGCUACUUGACUGUGUUAUUUACUAGGAGCUUGUAGUUAAGUGAAGACAGGACGUUACACCUGUUUUGUCUGACAAAAUGUUAAGCACUGUUAACACAGAAUUGGUGAAUUAUUAAAGCUUUGUUUGAGAAAAGGAGUUUUCAAUAUUCGAGAUUAUGGAGAACCCGCCCGACUUUUACCGGAUAAUGUCUCUCCGUCUGUCCAGGGCGUUAAGCGACAUUGGCGUCAACAGGUGGAUGGUGAGGAGAAGAAGGAGAACUUUUCUCAUGAUAGAGGCGAGCAGAACGAUCAAUGAUAAACUACAAGGACUUGAUAUUACCUGUUUCCAUUUCGGGAGUCAGUCAGAGGGAACAACUACACCGGGACUAAACUCCGAUAUUGACACAUUAUCCUACAUAAACGACACCAACAUCAUGUCAUCCUGGUCUGAAUGGGAAGCCGGGAGGCGAAACAUGCUGAUGGUGAAGGAAGAAACGUGCUCUCCACAACAUUAUCUUCUACAGGAGAUUAGACAUGACUCACCUGAACCGGUCAUACAUUCAAGUGGUGUAUUCCGUGUAGUUGACAGUAAGGGCCGUGUACUAUUUGUAAAUACAUUAUUUGGAAUUAUAACACAACUGAUCUCAAUAAGAGAAAAUUUACUUUACUACUCCAGUGGCCCCUCGCAUAGCUCUUUUAAAAUGUAUGACUUUGUGUUUGCGUAUUGGUGCAGGUCACUUCCGCAAGAAUGCCACGCGUGGUUUAAACGACCGAGGCCCGGCCACUGGCCGACACCGGAAGUGCUGAGAGACGUAAGGAAGUGUGGGUGUUUUCUUGUUCCUGAUGGAUACUUUGACAGCUAUUACAGACAUGUUGAAUGGAGAAUUUCUCCUAGUCUUAUUGAGAGAAUACUGAUGUUUACCAUGAAAACAUUACAGCUUAAAUGUUAUGUGGUUCUGAAGAUUCUAAAAUCACACGUCAUCAACCCCCUUUUAGAUAAUGAAGGAAAACUGACAAGUUUUCACUGCAAAACUGCCCUGCUUUUCGCCGCGGAAAGGUUGCCGUCCGAAAUGUGGAGAGAAAAUCGCUUGAUGGAAUGUAUUGUGUAUUGUUUGAAAUUGUUGCUUGGUUGGACGAAAACCGGUAUGUGCCCUCACUUCAUUGUAGCAGGCGUGAAUCUUUUUCAUGGAAAAUUUACAAGUCGGCAGUUAGCAAAUCUUUCUAAGAUCCUUUCAAAUAUCAUUGACACUCACUUAGUAGUACUCGCGUACAUACAAGCAGACGAUUUAGGCAACCGGAUGUUCAGCAAAAAUAUCAGAACUGUUCGCUACAGUGAAGGGUUACACAUAUCGACAAAAAAUAGUUUAUGUAGGUGGCUAAGUGUACAUGCUCACUUCAACAUUUAUAAGGGUUUCCAGUUAAUUCUGUCUGAGACGUCUGAUUUCAUGUCUGAAGAUAUGAUUUCAUAUUUCGGCCUAUAUCUUACAACAGUACGUACAUAUGUUCAUGAGCUGCCGUUUCCAUUAAGAGUACAAUAUUUUGACUAUGUUUUUAGACAAGUGUUGAGCGUUUUUGCAUCCACUGCUGCAUCAUGUUGCAUACGGAAUGGUAGUGUUGUUCCUAGAAAUAUACUGUGUCUGUUCGAAAGUUCCUUAGAUACGGAUGUGGCGUCAUCAAGACUGAAGUUGGCUUCUUUUCUCGUCUGUCAUAAUGAGCUUGAAAGAGCAGCGGACGUUCUGAAUGAUGUUGAACGUAGAUAUGACGACAGCGUGCAAGCUGUAUGUGCAUGUCAUAGGAUGGAUCCUUUAGAUACAGAACAUCACAAACCACUGUGCACUACCAGUGUUGUUAAUAACGAUGACGUGUUAUUAACAAACAAAACGGCAUUAUGUGUUCGCUACUUGAGACAGGAGGCGUUCUGUGCACCACCGAUAUUACACUACGAGAUGGUGAGGGGAUUAGGCGAGGAUAUCAAUCAUAGGAAUGUUAAUGAGCGUUAUUGGAUGAACUGGGCCGUUGUGGACUCACUGCCUUACCUCUACUACCUGCAGUAUCUGACUUUCCGUGAUCUUGGCCAGCGAGGAAGACAACGUCAAGCUUUAAUGAACUUAUAUAACUGCUUCCGUGACGCCAGCCGUCGUUCCCAGCUCUACCACGGUGAGACGUAUCUUAACCUGGUUGGGCACUGCAUGGAGAUGGAGGGCCAACCGGAGAGGGCAUUACAAGGGUACAGGAUAUCCGUCGAAGGGAUGCCCAGGAACAACGCGGCGCACUGGCAUAUUUACAGACUCAAUCAUGGCUACGAGAUUUAGAUUUAAACUUGAGAAAGCAUGUUUUAAUAUGUUUCAUUACUAUAUAUGCCAGUGAGUUUAUAUUAAUGAAAAUAAAUCAUGUUUUCAUUUAAUGGAUAAGGUUUUGUUUGAUUAUUAAAAAAUGUAUUAUUAUUUUUUUUUUUUUUUUAUUAUUCUUUUAAUUGUUAUCAUUAUUAUUAUUAUAAUUAUUAUUAUUAUUAUCAUUAUUAUUAUUAUUAUUAUUGUUAUUAUUAUCAUAUUAGUUUGGCUUUGUCCUAAUUUUCAUAAUGAUAAGUAUGUUUGACCAAAGUAACACUGACCUGUGUCCCUUUUUCUUUGACACUUAAAGAUAAAUUUAUUUAUAUCCUUCUUUUCUUUUCUUAAUUUUUGUUCGCAAAUCAUGCACACUUGAUAGCAACCAUGGCGGUGAUACGCUUAAGCUAUUUCCACGCCAACAAAACUAGGGAUUAUUUGAUCCAUAUGUUGCCAGGAAAAAUGAUCGUUCCAUCUGCCAUUAGUUAACAGUUGAAACAGAGGCAAUUUCUUUUGAUAAAAUAGGGAUCGAAUUUAAAAGAAGCUGCAAAUAGACACAAUCAAAGUCCCGAAGUUUUGUAUUUUGAAUCUUUUAAAACAACAACUGCUCACUUCAUGGUAUAUAUUUGUAUUUUUUAUCUUGAAUAUGCCUUAGAUAGGACAUGACUGGAGUAUAUAAAAGUGUACACUUUUAACGCUACCGUUAAAGCUGCACUCUCACAGAUUGACCGAUUUCACAUUUUUUCAAUUUUAUCUCAGAAUCAGCUGAUUUGGGAUCAGUGCUUUAAAUUCAGUCAUAUAAGACAACUUACAACAGAAUAAAUCUCAAUUGUUUGAAAAAAUGCCGAAAAUUACAUUUUUCUUAAAGCGUUUGAAACGCUUUAAGCCAUUAAACAUCAAUUUUCGAACGUAUCUAUUUAAAACUGCCAUCUCACAUCUUAUCACCAGUCUUAUAUCAUUGCUUUCCAGACAUUUACGCAAAAUUUGGCUUAUUCCAAGACAACAAUUUAAAAAGUUGUCAAAACGGUCCAUCUGUGAGAGUGCAGCUUUAAGACAUUGAAAAUGUAUAUAGAAACUAUGGCGGUUUGGUCCACAAUAUUGAAUAAAUAAAACGACAAUAGCCCUAUAA
Molecule: messenger RNA, 3491 nt
Organism: Mya arenaria
Lineage: Eukaryota; Metazoa; Mollusca; Bivalvia; Myida; Myidae
Exons: 2
Coding region: 215-2350 (711 amino acids)
Source: RefSeq, a predicted model, not a curated record